This is a messenger RNA of Sinocyclocheilus anshuiensis, 906 nucleotides long. Its product is annotated as 14-3-3 protein beta/alpha-B-like. The record is from RefSeq and is a predicted model, not a curated record. The transcript is spliced from 7 exons. Lineage: Eukaryota; Metazoa; Chordata; Actinopteri; Cypriniformes; Cyprinidae. Bases 144 to 872 code for a protein of 242 amino acids.
AACGGUUUGCAGGAAGCGGAAGUGUCACUGCAAGCGGAAGAGGUUUAGCCCAGAACAACCGAAGAGCGACGCGGAGGACGGGGACCCAAUUUGUGUCUUUUUAACGAUUAAAGUCAGAGCAAACGCCGUUUAUAACUCUAAAAAUGGACAAGAGUGACCUGGUGCAGAAAGCCAAGCUUGCCGAGCAGGCCGAGCGCUAUGAUGACAUGGCAGCCGCUAUGAAGGCUGUUACCGAGGGCGGCGUGGAGCUCUCCAAUGAAGAGCGCAACCUGCUCUCUGUGGCGUACAAGAACGUGGUGGGCGCCCGUCGCUCCUCCUGGCGUGUGAUCUCCAGCAUCGAGCAGAAGACAGAGGGGAACGAGAAGAAGCAACAGAUGGCACGUGAGUAUCGUGAAAAGAUCGAGACUGAACUGCAGGACAUCUGCAAUGAUGUGCUGGGUCUUUUGGAGAAGUUCCUCAUUCCCAAUGCUUCUCAGGCAGAGAGCAAGGUGUUUUACCUGAAAAUGAAAGGCGAUUACUUCAGAUACUUAUCUGAGGUCGCGUCUGGAGAAUCCAAGACCACCACGGUUGAGAACUCUCAGAAGGCUUACCAAGAUGCUUUUGAGAUAAGUAAGAAGGAAAUGCAGCCUACACACCCUAUACGGUUGGGUCUUGCCCUCAACUUUUCCGUUUUUUACUACGAGAUCCUCAACUCUCCUGAGAAUGCCUGUCACCUCGCUAAGACGGCUUUUGAUGAAGCCAUUGCUGAGCUUGACACUUUAAAUGAGGACUCCUACAAAGACAGCACCUUGAUCAUGCAGCUUCUAAGGGACAACCUCACUCUUUGGACGUCAGAAAACCAGGGUGACGAAGCAGGCGACAAUGAGAACUAGGGGAGCAGCACUGAUUUCCAAACACCUACACACA